CGAACUCCGGCUCUGCAGCGUCUUCUUCCCUGCAUUAUGUCUUUUUGACGCUAAAAGAAAACUGUAAAGUGAGGUUUUGAUGUCUUUGGACCGUUUUCAAGAGUGAAAAGAGCCCCUCCGAAAAGCACCGCUACUGGGGGAAGAUGGGCGCUCUGGACAGCCUGAGGGAGUUUAACAUUCUGAGAUGGUUGCGGGAAGAGAGGCAGUCGAGACGGCUGAUUCUUCUCAUCGUGUUCAUCGCGCUUCUGCUGGACAACAUGCUCCUCACGGUGGUGGUACCCAUAAUCCCAAGCUACUUGUACACCGCAGAACAUGAAUCUCCAUUGACCAAACCUCACAUGGAGCGCCCUGACCUCGGGUCUCGGUCGUCUUCAGACGCCUUUUACAGCAUUUUCUCAUACUAUGACAACUCAACCCUGGUGACCAGCAACACCUCUGCUGAAACAACCCAAAGCCCGGACAGUUUCCCAUCUAGCACCACUCAGACUGCAGUGAUGAACACCACCGAUGCCAACUCAGACUGUCCAAAAAAGGACAAGGAUCUUGUGAAUGAAAAUGUGAAAGUUGGCUUGCUGUUUGCUUCAAAGGCCACCGUACAGCUGAUAACGAACCCAUUCAUCGGGGUGCUGACCAACAGAAUUGGAUAUCAAAUCCCAAUGUUUGCCGGCUUUUGCAUCAUGUUUGUUUCUACCAUCAUGUUUGCUUGUUCAGAGAGCUAUGCUUUCUUAUUUCUUGCAAGAUCUCUCCAGGGAAUCGGGUCCUCCUGUUCUUCAGUAGCUGGUAUGGGAAUGCUUGCCAGUGUCUACACGGCUGAUGAAGAACGUGGGAAUGCAAUGGGCAUUGCGCUUGGAGGUCUGGCAAUGGGAGUCCUCGUGGGCCCCCCCUUUGGCAGUAUAAUGUAUGAAUUUGUGGGAAAAUCUGCACCAUUCCUGAUUUUGGCCGCCCUGGUGCUGGUGGAUGGAGCCCUCCAGCUCAUUGUGCUUGAGCCUUCUAAAGUGCAGCCCGAGAGUCAGAAAGGAACAUCACUCUUCAUUCUGUUGCGAGACCCUUACAUCCUGAUUGCAGCAGGCUCUCUGUGCUUUGCUAACAUGGCCAUUGCGAUGCUGGAGCCCGCACUACCCAUCUGGAUGAUGGAGACCAUGUGUUCCCGGAAAUGGCAACUAGGUGUUGCAUUUGUUCCUGCCAGCAUCUCUUACCUGAUUGGAACCAACAUCUUUGGCGUCCUGGCUCACAAAAUGGGAAGAUGGCUCUGUGCACUUCUCGGAAUGAUAAUUGUGGGUGUAAGCAUUCUGUGUGUGCCAUUUGCGACCAGCAUCUAUGGGCUUAUUGUACCAAACUUUGGAGUUGGCUUUGCCAUUGGGAUGGUGGACUCUUCAAUGAUGCCUAUCAUGGGGUACCUUGUUGACCUGCGCCAUGUGUCGGUCUAUGGCAGUGUGUAUGCAAUUGCAGAUGUGGCUUUCUGCAUGGGCUACGCUUUGGGUCCAACCACCGGGGGCGCCAUCACUCGGUCCAUUGGGUUUCCCUGGAUGAUGACUAUAAUCGGGGUCAUCGAUAUUCUUUUUGCUCCUCUGUGCUUCUUCUUGCGAAGUCCACCAGCGAAAGAAGAAAAGAUGGCGAUCCUGAUGGAUCACAACUGCUCGACAAGAACGAGGAUGUACACAACUCAGGACAACUCGCAGCCGUACCCCAUGAUGGAAGAUGAGGAGUCGGAAAGUGAUGAGUAGCCAAACCCUGUUCUCCCUUUCUCUCUGUCUCUCUCUCUCUUUGUCGCCAGAGAAGUCACCCUUUUAUUGUGCACGCCUCCGCGGUGUUUUCAUUUGUGUGUGCGUAUGCGUGCGCGUCUUCAUGGAAAAAGUCGUGUUUUUAUGUGUGCCGUGCGGAUAUUGUGUGCCCAGUCAAGCAAACCAAAGCUAUUUUUAUUGCGGCCAAUUGAUUAGCUAAAAGAGUCACGAUCAACCACUGGCCUUAUGGGGGGAACGAGAAUGGCUUUUAUGUUGGAAAAAAAUUAUUUUUAUGUAUUUCCUUUUGUUAAUAUAGCAUAUAUUUUUAAUUAUCUAUUUAAAGCUCUAUGUCAUGGGGAUUGUAUUUCUUGAUGCUGUACGUCAAAUGAAGUUUUAUUUUUUGAUUGUCUUUACUGUGUAACCUUUGAUAAAGUCGAGAGUCGCUGGCCUGUAAGCUGUCUGUGCGGUUGACGGUGGAAUUAAAAGUGGAACAGGGGGCCGCAGUCACAUUCCGACUCGAUUAGCGGGUCACAAAAUGCAGUGCUUAACCUCACAGAUCACCACCAGGGGGCAUCAGCACCUCCUAAUGCAGGGGUCCCUACCUCCAGUCCUGGAGGACCACCACAUCUGUAGGUUUUCAUUCUGACCCUUUUCUUAAUGAGUGACCUAU
Polypterus senegalus (gray bichir) is the source of this 2391-nucleotide messenger RNA. RefSeq names its product solute carrier family 18 member 2 (gene slc18a2). Gene Ontology annotation, cellular component: synaptic vesicle membrane; terminal bouton. Gene Ontology annotation, molecular function: serotonin:sodium:chloride symporter activity; xenobiotic transmembrane transporter activity. The record is from RefSeq and is a predicted model, not a curated record. Gene Ontology annotation, biological process: transmembrane transport; aminergic neurotransmitter loading into synaptic vesicle; xenobiotic transport. The transcript has 16 exons. NCBI's taxonomy places the organism in Eukaryota, Metazoa, Chordata, Cladistia, Polypteriformes, Polypteridae. The coding region runs from base 144 to 1724 and encodes 526 amino acids.